AGUAACGCAGCCUGAGCGUUUCCCCUCUCCUUCCUCGCACAGACACGCUCCCCUACCCCGAAAACCCGAGAAACACCCCCAUGACACGGCGGAUUUAAGCCCGCGAGGCCGUCCCGGAUCCCCUCCGCCAGCCUGAGUCCACAUUUAGGGCCCCACCCCUCCCUCCCCUGCCCCGGCCCGGUAGCCAUGGAGAGUUCAUCAGUGGCGUCGGCGUCGUCUGAGGCGGGCAGCACGCGCUCGCAGGAGAUCGAGGAGCUGGAGCGCUUCAUCGACAGUUACGUGCUGGAAUACCAGGUUCAGGGGCUUCUCAGCGACAAAAAUGAAAAUGACCCCGAGGGGGAAAAGACCCAGUCCAACAUCUCCCAGUGGACGGAGGACUGCAGUGACAAAAUAGAUGGGAGUUGGUCGUCCUCUCGGGGGCGGGGCUCGUCCAAACCGGAUGAGUGGGAACACAGCAGCAAUGGCAGUACGGGUUCCAGACCAAGUUCGGGUUCUCGACCUGGAUCCGGUUCUAGAUCGGGCAGCCGAGGCCGAAACAACCAAUUUUGUGCACCUUCCAAGAAUGGAAACAGGGAUGGCUCUUUUGACAUUCUGGGUACUGACAUAUGGGCUGCCAACACAAUGGACUCCCACGGGGGCGCUACGUGGGAUCUGCAGCCAGAGAAACUGGAUUUCUCCCAGUUCCACAGGAAGCAGUUCAGAGGAACACCAAAGCACCUCCCGCACAUCGACCGAGAGGGGAUGAUGAAGGGCAAGUUUGAUGAUGACGGCAUUGACCUCAACGACAUGGAGAAGUUCCUGCCCGGCCUGCCGGUAUUCCCGCCAUUGCCUAAUGAAGCUGAGAUUGCACACACCAAAAAGCUUUUUCGCCGACGCCGCAACGACCGCCGACCCGCCGAGCCACUGCAGGACCAGCUGACCGUGCUGCUGCCCGCCGAGGGGAAACGGCAAGUGUCCAGGAGACAACAGCGCCCCCCUGGCGGAGGAGGCGGAGGAGGGAAAUCCCACAAUCCUCAGCAGCAGCAGCAGCUGCCACAACAGCAACAGCAGCAACAGCAGCCACUCAAUCAAACGCAACAACUCGGCCCCGACCACCAAUCCGAAGGAAGCAAUGUAAAGCACGGGGGGCGGGGCUACCAGCAGGGCCGCGGGUCGCAUCAUGGCUACAGCCAGAACCGCCGCUGGCACCAACACCACAAACAGCAGGCCAACUCAGGCCCGGGCUCUCGCAACACCAAAGAGGCGGAGAGCGUGAGAGGAGAAGAGCAGGAGCACGGGACGGAGAGAGGGAAGGACGGACCCGCAGGAGAGAACAGCAGAAAGGAGGGCAAGACGGAGGGAGGAAAAGUCAGCCUGCUGCAGUCCUCCAAAGAGAGGCUGAGGAGGAGGCUGAAGGAGAAGGAGGACAUUCCGCUGGCCACGAUGGGUCCGCAGAGGAACCGCAUGGACAAGCUGCUAGAGAUCCUGAACAGCAUGAGGAGUAACAGCAGCGGAGUGGAGGGCCAGCUCACCUCCUUCAUGGAGGAGGCUCAGAACUCUGCCGACUCCGAGGAGACGCUCACCGAGAUCGUACAGACCAUUUACAGAAAAGCCGUCAGCGACCGCAGCUUCGCCGCCACCGCCGCAAAACUCUGCGACAGGAUGGCUCUGUUCAUGGUGGAGGGAACCAAGUUCCGCUCACUGCUGCUCAACAUGUUACAGAAGGACUUUACCCGGAGGGAUGAGCUGCAGCAGACAGAUGUGGAGUGCUGGCUGGGCUUCAUCACGUUCCUGUGUGAGGUGUUUGGCACCAUGAGGAGCAGCACUGGAGAACCCUUCAGAGUGCUCGUGUGCCCCAUCUACACCUGCCUACGAGAGUUGCUGGAGUCAGCGGAAGUGAAGGAAGACGCAGUCCUCUGCUGCUCGAUGGAGCUGCAGAGUGCGGGUCGUCUGCUGGAGGAACAGUUGCCGGAGAUGAUGACAGAGCUGCUAGCGGCGGUCAGAGAUAAGAUGCUGUGUCCUUCUGAGUCUCAGCUCACACGCUCUCUGCUGAUGGAGGUCAUUGAGCUCCACGCUCACCACUGGAGCCCACUAGAGGCCCUGACCACUCAGUACUACAACAGGACCAUCCAGAAACUGACCGCGUGACACUAACACACUCAUUAACGCACACGUGUGUGUGUGUGAAGAUAAGAUUCUGCUACAAGAGAGGGCUGGACCUGGAUGGAUGGAUGGAUGGAUGGAUGAUUGGAUGAGUAAAGAGAUGACUGGGUAGAUUUCCUCUUCCACUGCAGUGCCUGACCACUGUUUGAUGUUUAUUCUUGCAAAGGUUGGAUGGAUUAUACUGCAGUGGAUGGAUGGAAGGAUGGACGGAUGGAUGGAUGUUUUUUUUUUUUCUCUCCCACUGCAGUCCACUCCUUGUUUAGUCUUGCAGCAUAUAAUGAAUGAAUGAAUGGGAUGAUGGAUGGAUGGAUUGUACUGCACUAAAGGGUAGAUGGAUUGCAUUGCAGUGGAAGGUUGUGUAGAUGGAGGGAUAAGUGGACAACAGGAUGGAUGAAUGAAUGAAUGAAUGAAUGAUUGGAUGGAGGGGAUGGAUGGAUUGUACUGUACUAAAGGGUAGAUGGAUUGCAUUGCAGUGGAUGGUUGUGUAGAUGGAGGGAUAAGUGGACAACAGGAUAGAUGAAUGAAUGAAUGGGAUGAUGGAUGGAUGGAUUGUACUGUACUAAAGGGUAGAUGGACUGCAUUGCAGUGAAUGGAUGUGUAAAUGGAAGGAUAAGUGGGUAACAGGAUGGAUGGAUGGAGGAGUGAAUGAAUGAAUUAAUGGGAUGAUGGAUGGAUGGACGAACGAAUGAAUGAAGAGAUAAAUUUCCUUUUCCACUGCAGCGCCUGUCCACUGUUUGGUGUUUAAUGGCUGUAAGGAUUGCACUGCAGUGGAUGGAGGGAUGUAAGGAUGAGUGGACAAAUAAAAGGACUAAUGAAUGAAUGAGGAAAUCAAAGAAUGAACGGAUGGAUGAAUGGAUACGUUUCCUCUUCCACUGCAGUGCUUGUCCACUGAUGUCUGUUCUUGCAGUGGAAGAGUGGAUAGGGGGUGGAUGAAUGGAUAACAGGACAAAUGGAUGGGUGGAUGUGGUGCGGAUAAGUGCGUGGGGUUGGCCUAGGGGUCGAGGGUGAAAGGCUAAUGAUAUGCAGAUUUUAAUGAAUAUGUAUGUUCCCCUUUUUAGUUCCACGUCUGCAUGUUAACGAUACGGUCCAGACAUAAAGCCAGACGCCUAUUACAUUAACCAACAUACAGAAAUGCCACAUGCAUAAACAUGAGCAGACAUGACGAGCUGUUAGUUCAGACAGAGGCGUAUGGGGUGAUGAAGGGGAAAAGCAUACGCACAUACAGACGCAUGCGCAGUUACGCACAUACAACACGUAUAAGACAAGUGGCACCAUGCAAAAUUUUUAGGCACCUGAAGAAAAUGUGUUUAUAAAGCUUUUUAACUGGGCAGAAAACACUGAUUUUAGAAUAAAUACAAACAACAAUAAGCAGUGAUUUUGUAUGUCAGUGCAUUCGUUUAACCAUUUCCAGCCCUCUUUUCACGGCACCAGUAUUACUUGUAGUUUUUAUCCAGUAUCUGAUUUACCUAAACACUAUACACUCUCACAAAUAAAGGUACUAAACUGUCACUGGGGCAGUCCCCCUCUUGUCACUGGGGUGGUUCCCUCAAGGGUACAUCUCAGUACCUUCAGUCAGGGAACAUAACUGAACCAUA
This is a messenger RNA of Colossoma macropomum (tambaqui), 3737 nucleotides long. RefSeq names its product CBP80/20-dependent translation initiation factor (gene ctif). Gene Ontology annotation, biological process: regulation of translational initiation. Gene Ontology annotation, cellular component: cytosol. Lineage: Eukaryota; Metazoa; Chordata; Actinopteri; Characiformes; Serrasalmidae. Gene Ontology annotation, molecular function: translation activator activity; protein binding; RNA binding. The record is from RefSeq and is a predicted model, not a curated record. The coding region runs from base 187 to 2127 and encodes 646 amino acids. The transcript has 14 exons.